Messenger RNA from Aptenodytes forsteri (emperor penguin), 981 nucleotides. RefSeq names its product RAB, member of RAS oncogene family like 3 (gene RABL3). Bases 1 to 687 code for a protein of 228 amino acids. Gene Ontology annotation, biological process: intracellular protein transport. The transcript is spliced from 8 exons. Gene Ontology annotation, molecular function: GTPase activity. Lineage: Eukaryota; Metazoa; Chordata; Aves; Sphenisciformes; Spheniscidae. Gene Ontology annotation, cellular component: endomembrane system. The record is from RefSeq and is a predicted model, not a curated record.
AUGAGCAACAGAACCAGCAGAUGUGUCGGAAAAUCUUCGCUUGUUCACCUCUUAUGCCAAAACCAGGUAUUGGGAAACCCGUCCUGGACAGUGGGCUGCUCGGUGGACGUUCGAAUCCAUGACUACAAAGAAGGGACUCCAGAAGAGAAGACCUACUACAUUGAGCUGUGGGAUGUUGGAGGUUCAGUGGGUUGUGCCACUAGUGUGAAAAGCACACGAGCAGUAUUUUAUAACUUGCUGAACGGAAUAAUUUUAGUGCAUGACUUAACCAACAAGAAAUCAUCCCAGAAUUUGUAUCGCUGGUCUUUGGAAGCACUCAACAGAGAUGUCGCUCCAACAGGAGUUCUCGUGACAAAUGGUGACUAUGACCGUGAACAGUUUGCUGAUAACCAGAUUCCGCUGCUGGUAAUAGGAACAAAGCUGGAUCAGAUCCCAGAAACUAAGCGGAAUGAAGUUUUGACUAGAACAGCUUUCUUGGCUGAGGAUUUCAAUGCCGAAGAGAUAAAUUUGGAUUGCACCAAUCCUCGUUACCUGGCUGCAGGUUCAUCCAAUGCUGUCAAGCUAAGCAGGUUUUUUGAUAAGGUCAUAGAGAAGAGAUACUUCUUGAGAGAUGGCAAUCAGAUUCCUGGCUUCUCUGAAAGGAAAAGGUUUGGAGGAGGAACACUGAAGAGCCUUCAUUAUGAUUGAAUACUGAAGAAGUGGAAGAUGACUUCUCUGAGUUCCUAACGACACUCCCAUUCCGACUGGAUGCUUAAAGACAAUAAUGCUUAUGUCAAGCAGAGUAAAAUGAUACUGUGCUUUGGCCGGGUAGACUGCUGAAGCUACUUUUGCUGGAGAAGACUUGGGGAAGAGUCUAAUCUGAAGCCUAGAGUGUUUCUUAGGAUUGCAGGCUGUCUGGAUAUAUGGGAACAUUUGGGGAAAGCGUGCAAUAAAUUGAAUGCCUCUCACAUUGCUGUGGGAAACUUUAUCAUACACAGCACG